This is a messenger RNA of Aureobasidium melanogenum CBS 110374, 1695 nucleotides long. RefSeq lists its product as uncharacterized. Gene Ontology annotation, molecular function: ATP binding; protein kinase activity. Bases 1 to 1695 code for a protein of 564 amino acids. Gene Ontology annotation, biological process: protein phosphorylation. The transcript is spliced from 3 exons. NCBI's taxonomy places the organism in Eukaryota, Fungi, Ascomycota, Dothideomycetes, Dothideales, Saccotheciaceae. The record is from RefSeq and is a predicted model, not a curated record.
AUGGGUCCACUGAAACUCAGUAGUGCCCAGAGGGCCGCGAUUCUCGCAAACCCCGAUGGCCUUCAAUACAUCAACGUCCUCCCAAAGCCGCCACUCGGCACAACCUGGAUUGGCGGCUAUGCACUUGGUAGAGGCGCUUAUGGCGAGGUCACAUUGUGGAUUUUGCUUGACAACGUAACGCAGAAGCCUCUCAAGACGUGUGCUAUUAAGGAUAGCUUCGACAAGCACUCUACCAAAGAAGAGGGUCUCUAUCAAAAUGUCUACCAACAGCUCGUUCGCAAAGGCUUCGACUUUGACGUUGACCCAGAAACUGAGCUAGGUCACGCUCGCAGCGACCAGAGGUUCUGCAAGGAAGCCUAUCUUCAAGGCAUCAUGACUGAGCCUAAUUCGAAAGAAGAGAUGUUCUCUGUGCCCAUGUGGGGCUAUAAAAAACAGCUCCCUAGUCUCCGAGGAUCGGAAUAUAACCACUGGAGAUUAUACAUGCCUUUGUAUGAUUAUUCAAGCAUGUUCAACCUAAUGUACGCCCAUAGAAAGGCCCGCAAGGCAAACCCGGAACCCUUCAUCUGGCACACUCUUCACUGCUUAUUUAGUGGAGCUGUGCAGUUGCAAGAGCAAGCCCAGAAACGCGAAGGAUCUACCAAAUCAGACAUUAUUGUCGUUUUUGAUAUGAAACCCGACAACAUAUUGCUUGCCCCGCCCUCACGCACGUCGGGCUUUCCCAUCUAUCCUCGCCCUCACAUCGCUGAUCUCGGAGGCGGAUGUUUGACCAACUCUGAGGAUGAACUGAAUCGCAAGUCCAAACUGAUCUGCGCAUUGACGAGGGGCUACGUACCGCCGGAAAUCGAUGCGCAAUAUGUGUACGAUGAUCCCAAGACUCAGAACAUGGGAUGCCAUGAUUGGACGAACGUCUGGCAGAUUGCAAGAGUGGCCGAAGCAAUGAUGAAGUUGACCAUGCAACCGGACCAGAUCGAGUAUCGUCUUGGAAAAAAAGUCGAGGAAAUGGAACCCGAGAUCUUGGAUUGGGAGGGCGAGUUACCUGGUCAGGAUUAUUCGAUGGAUCUGAGACGAUUGCUAUCCCGCUGUUUGAAAUUCGACCCAACAAAGCGACCAACUUCAAGAAGAGUCUUGCAAAGCAUCACAACAAGUCCGGCAUUCCUGCAACACCGCCAUGGUAUGGACACUUUUGGCAACGAUGCAUGGUUUGAAGAGCAACAACGAAAACACGACGAGAAGAAAGCUGCAAAGCCUUCGCCAAAGACCACGCCACCAACACUUGAAGAGGUCGAGGCAGCGACCAAGAAGCGAAAGCGUCUCGCAAACGCAGAAAUCUACACGCGAGCAUGGGAGGCAGACAAACGAGCAAAGUUCCGCGAGCUAGAAGUUCUCCCCGACGAAAAGUUCGACCUCGAAUACGGGUACAAUGAACUUUGGAGCACGGCUCAGUUCCCAUUGAGAGAUGAGAACGGCGCUUUUCUCUACGACCUCGACCAUGAUUUUCUCCCCGAUGGCACACCAUACAUGAAAGGCCACACUGCUAGUGUUGACAUCGGGGGAUUGAAGAUAGCGACUUCCAAAACUGCUGUCGAAGGUGAUGCUGGCGAUGAGGGUGAGAAUGAUCAAGCAGGUGGUGACAACGGCGACGAUGAUGAAGACAAUUCGCGUUCACCAAGCCCGCCGUUCCUUUCCAUUUAUUGA